CAGUACUUCAAAACUAGCAAAACUCCCGUAGUAGAGAGCGCGCACACACUCUCAACCCUAAAACCCUAAAACCUUUCGUUCCUAAAAACUCCGCUCUCUCCAUCUCCAUCGCCGCCACAACCAUGACGGAGCUAAAACUUUCUGAAACCCGCGACCUAACGCGCAUAGAGCGCGUGGGAGCACACUCACACAUUCGCGGCCUGGGUCUCGACUCUUCCUUAGAGCCACGCGCCGUCUCUGAAGGCAUGGUCGGCCAAGUCUCCGCUCGCAAAGCCGCCGGCGUCAUUCUUCAGAUGAUUAAAGACGGUAAAAUCGCUGGACGCGCUGUUCUUCUCGCCGGUCAGCCAGGUACUGGCAAAACCGCUAUUGCAAUGGGAAUGGCGAAAUCCCUCGGUCUUGAGACUCCGUUCGCCAUGAUUGCUGGUAGUGAGCUUUUCUCUCUUGAGAUGUCGAAAACCGAAGCUUUGACGCAGGCUUUUCGUAAGGCGAUUGGUGUGAGAAUUAAGGAGGAAACGGAGGUGAUUGAAGGUGAGGUUGUUGAGGUUCAGAUUGAUCGUCCGGCGGUGGCUGGAGCUGCGGCGAAGACGGGGAAGUUGACGUUGAAGUCGACGGAGAUGGAGACGGUUUAUGAUUUGGGGGCGAAGAUGAUUGAGGCGAUUGGGAAGGAGAAAGUGACGAGUGGUGAUGUGAUUGCAAUUGAUAAGGCUUCUGGGAAGAUUACAAAGCUUGGGAGAUCGUUUUCGCGCUCGAGGGAUUUUGAUGCUAUGGGGCCUCAGGUGAAGUUUGUGCAGUGUCCUGAUGGUGAGUUGCAGAAGAGGAAAGAGGUGGUGCAUUGUGUUACUCUUCAUGAGAUUGAUGUUAUUAAUAGCAGAACGCAGGGAUUUCUGGCUCUUUUCACCGGUGACACAGGUGAAAUUCGUGCGGAAGUCAGAGAACAAAUUGACACGAAAGUGGCAGAGUGGAAAGAAGAAGGAAAGGCAGAGAUUGUGCCUGGUGUCCUUUUCAUUGAUGAGGUACACAUGCUUGACAUAGAGUGCUUUUCAUUCCUCAAUCGGGCUCUGGAGAAUGAAAUGUCUCCCAUUUUAGUUGUGGCUACCAACAGAGGCAUUACAACUAUUCGAGGCACAAAUUACAAGUCCCCACAUGGGAUUCCCAUUGAUCUUCUUGAUCGCCUACUCAUCAUCUCUACUCAACCUUACACUGAGGAUGAAAUUCGCAAAAUUCUGGAUAUCAGAUGCCAAGAGGAAGAUGUAGACAUGAGUGAAGGUGCAAAGCAUUUGUUAACCAAAAUAGGUGUAGAAACAUCUCUACGCUAUGCCAUUCAUCUAAUCACAGCAGCUGCUUUGGCAUGCCAAAAGAGAAAGGGAAAGACAGUGGAAUUGGAUGAUAUUAAUCGGGUUUACAAUUUGUUUUUGGAUGUCAAAAGAUCGACACAGUACUUGAUGGAAUAUCAAAGUCAAUACAUGUUCAGUGAAACAGGAGAGGUUGAUGAAGACGACACCAAUGCUAUGGUCCAGUGAAAUUCAUUCACCUCAGUUUGAGACUUUGUAAUUAUCUGAGUAGUCAUGAUUAAUGUAAGUUGCAGCAAUUUAUUUCAUGAUCCGGUGGGUCAUUGCACUUAAUUUGUACCUGAUAUUGAGCACAAGCUGUUUUUCCAAAGUUGAAUUGCAAUAUCUACAGCAUUCACGUGAGAGGCUGCACUGUAUUUUGUUUCUACUGAACUUAUCAAAGACUUCUUUUUUAUAAUUGUAAUGUCAUGUGUGUACCAUCAUGUUCAUUUUCUUUCACUAGUUAUCAAUAGAGUAGUUCAAGAGUAA
Messenger RNA from Medicago truncatula (barrel medic), 1817 nucleotides. RefSeq names its product ruvB-like 2. The transcript is spliced from 2 exons. Lineage: Eukaryota; Viridiplantae; Streptophyta; Magnoliopsida; Fabales; Fabaceae. Bases 123 to 1520 code for a protein of 465 amino acids. Gene Ontology annotation, molecular function: ATP-dependent activity, acting on DNA; ATP binding; ATP hydrolysis activity. The record is from RefSeq and is a predicted model, not a curated record.